AUGAGUCAAGACCACGAGGGUCCAGGGGAGCUGGAAGACAGCGACAGCUACGAUCUCACCCAGGCACCAACCAGGGAAACUAGGGGUUCAACUGAAUCAGUGAACCAACGACAACAAAACAUCCAAUGGAAGCCUUCGUCAAGGACAGUCGAGGAGACGCUAGCUGAGGGUCUCUCCAAUGAGGAUCUCUGGCUCUUGAUUCGGCGAUUUAAUAAGCAAAUAUACCAUGUGAAGGCGGUUCAAGAUGCGACCAGUCAGAAUCUAGAUUUGAGUCGAGCGGAAGAUGAACAGUUCCCGCCCGAGAAGUUGCGCAUGACUAUUGAGCGAUUCUAUACGUCUGUUAUUGUUGGUGUGAUCGAGCUCUUUCGACAUGUUGGGCGGUUGAGGUCUUGGAGAGAGCCCGGGCGGACUUCUGCAUUUACGUUGAUCUAUUUCUUUUCAUGGUACAUGGAUUUAUUGCUUCCCACCAUACUAAGUGUAUUGAUGGCGUUGAUCAUGUUUCCACCGAUCCGACCAGUUCUCUUUCCCGCUGCUCCAUCUUCCAAAAACAAAGGUUCAUCAACUGGGAAGAAUGGACAGCCUCAAUCUCAAGACAAUCUCACCGGAGCACCGGAAACGCAUAAAGGUGAAGCGGCUGAACAAGAAGCCAAGAACAUGAUCGAUAGUGUCGCAACUAUUGCUAUGGAAAGUGCUGCCGGCAAGUAUGGCCAAGCUGUACCCCAAGAUCUUGAUGACGUUCCAUCUCCCUCCGAAGCAAUUGAUGUCGCGGAUAUCUCCGAGGAAAUUGGGCUAGAGGAUCCCACUGACGACAAGACGAAAAAGCCUGUCAGGAACAAAGUGUCCCGGGGUACUGAUAAGGCCAUGCGUGUAAUCAGUGAUAUCACAGACAUAUACGAAAAGUUUGCAAACCUCUUGUCUCCCACACCACCAUUUCUCUUGGUCACACCACGGCUGCGUCUUUCGGGUAUCCUGGGCUUUGUUUGCUUAGUUUUCCCUUUUAUAUCCAGUCACAGUAUCAUCAAGGCGGUAGGAUUCAUCAUUGGAGUUGGAUUCUUCGGUGAUCCACUCUUCACCUUCGCAAUGGGGAUGUUGAAUCGAACGAUGCCCAACUGGCAGGAUCAAAUGGAUAUCCAAAAGACAUUAUUGGCUGGUGUUCCUACAAACGCGCAAUUGACACUGACACUAUUCCGAAUCGGAGAGAUCAAUUCCGCUCCACUACCACCACCACCAAACUCCGGCGACAAUGAGCCAUCAUGGCCAAUUCGCCGCAAGAAGUCCUCGGCUAAGCUUCUGACCCAAGGCAGCAAUCUUGACGCUUCACUCGGCACCCAAACACAGGGUACCAAUGAGCCUCUUCCGAUGGGCAAGCCCAAGAAGAAAUGGAUUUACAAGGUAUUCAAAUUCGUCCGUCGCACUAUCGCAACAGCUAUUCGCGGACACAUUGCCUUCGACCGCGCAAUGGCCAUCGCCGGAUCAGCCCACACGAAGAACUUGAUCACCAUGCUCCAACAGAAGGCUUUCUCCUCAAAGCCAUUCGGCCCACUCAAAUUCGACGCUAAAUUCAUGAAGAAGCGUGGCGCAGCAGUAAUAGACUCCACCCAGGAGCCACCAAUCCUGUACUUCACGACUUAUCAGUCGGCGGGACUGGACGAUCUCCGUCUUGAGAGUCGUAAGAAGAGCUCUGUUUUGUUCCAAAUUCCCAUUACGGAGAUUCGGGAAUUGAAGAAGACUGAGGGUUUGGGUUGGAAGGGCAAGUUGAUUGUGGAGUUGACGGCUGGUAGUAAAGAGGCUGCUGAUGGGUUGGUGGUUAUUGGAAAAGAGGAAGGGCAGUCGUUCCAUCUUACCGGGAUGAGGUCGCGGAACCAGUUGUUUAAUCGAUUGGUGGCUAUGGAUGCACAGUUUUGGGAAAGUAGGUGA
Messenger RNA from Penicillium cataractarum, 1917 nucleotides. RefSeq lists its product as uncharacterized. The record is from RefSeq and is a predicted model, not a curated record. Lineage: Eukaryota; Fungi; Ascomycota; Eurotiomycetes; Eurotiales; Aspergillaceae. Bases 1 to 1917 code for a protein of 638 amino acids. The transcript is spliced from 5 exons.